This is a messenger RNA of Acaromyces ingoldii, 2879 nucleotides long. RefSeq lists its product as hypothetical. Gene Ontology annotation, cellular component: cytoplasm; nucleus. Bases 417 to 2615 code for a protein of 732 amino acids. Lineage: Eukaryota; Fungi; Basidiomycota; Exobasidiomycetes; Exobasidiales; Cryptobasidiaceae. The record is from RefSeq and is a predicted model, not a curated record. Gene Ontology annotation, molecular function: mRNA binding. The transcript has 3 exons.
CUCGACAACAUCCAUUCACUACUGUCAUCAUCAGAAGACCGACUUCUGCUGCAAAUCUUUGGAUUGCUCUCCCUUCUCUGUCCCUCGAUACGACCCCUUUGCACGCCGCGAUUCGCAUUUGUUACGACGACGACUACGGCCUCGGUCCUGGCACCCGUCUCUGUUGACGUGUCAAGGUUGUAUUUUCACCUUUCUCUGUCUCUCUGUCUCUCUUUGGAUCUCGACUAUCCUCCUCUCUUCUUCUCUUCUUUUCUCUCUCUUGGGAUCACCUCGUCACUUUUGGACUAUCGUAUUGCGAUCGCUCUUGACGACUGCCUGCAGUACUGGACGCAACUCCUAAGGAAGCUGUAAAUCGACAGGCACUACCUCUCUUUUCACGACGCAUACAACACUCAGCGAAUUUCACACACGUAGUCAUGGCCGACGACUUGCAACGCUCGCUCGACGGAAUGUCAUUGCAGCCUCCUCAGCAGCAAGCGCACUCUCAGGCACAGAGACAAGGCUCCUUUUCGUCUGGCGGCUCGGGAUUGCCCUCGCCAUCUCAGCCUCCCCAGUCGGUUCACGCACCUCCGGGCUAUGGCAGUAUGCAUUCAGUCUCGAGCAACAAUCAUGGAAGCGGUGGCGAGAGCGCUUCAGCUCGCUUCGAGCGCUUCUUUAGCUCUGGAAACGCAUCGUCACCGGGCGAAGGCGGUCCGGCUUCCCAUCACCAAUUCGGUCAUCAAGCUGCCAGCAUCGGGCCAGGCAGCUCAGCAGCGGGUCUGGCCUCGAAUGGCGCCUUUGGCAGUUUCGGCCAUGCCUUUGGCGGCUCCACAGGCUCUGCCGGCGGCUCAGCUUUUGGUGGCACCGGGCCCGGUUUGAGGAGCAAAUCGAGCGGCAUCCGAGGCGGUCUCCCCUCGCAGUGGGGCGCCGUUUCUGAUACGUUUUCGGCCACCUCCCCAACAACGACGCCUGCCUUUCUAGGAUCCAACAGUCAGGCUGGUUCCGGCUUCUUGAACCAGGGUCAGGGUGCAGCUACUGGUAUUCUCGAUGACGACAUUAUUCCCACGGCCAUUGUCGUCAAGAACAUUCCCUUCAGUAUCAAGCGAGAGCAGCUUCUCCAGAUCAUUGAGGAUUUGCAGAUCCCAAUGCCCUAUGCUUUCAACUAUCACUUCGAUCAAGGCGUCUUUCGCGGGCUGGCAUUUGCAAACUUCCGCUCGGGCGAGGAGGCCGAUGCCGUUGUAGCUGCCCUCAAUGGCUUCGACGUCAGUGGCCGUAAGCUUCGGGUCGAGUACAAGAAGGUGCUCCAGGCUGGGGAGAAGGAGCGCAUCGAAAAAGAAAAGGCGAUCAAGCGCAUGCAGAGCAUGCAGAUGGAAAAGGAGCGAGAGCGAGUGCGCAGGCAUCAGCUCGACGGAAGCGAUUACGGCCAGCCGCCUAUGCCUGGCCAACAGCACGAUCCAUUGAUGAUGCAAAGCUACGGAAAUGACCCUUCGAUCUUUUCGACGUCGAACAUUGACCCGCCGGCGGCUUCACAUGCACCUUUGACGGCUGACACCCUUCGCGUUGUCGAUCAGCAGAAUGGCGUUGACCUGGGCACCACUUCGGACCGCUCAGCUGCUGGCGCUUCUUCAAAGAAAGAAGAGCUUGAUCUCAACGACCCUGCAACUCUGGAAAUCUACUCGCGGGUGCUCCUGUUUAAGGAUGACCGGAUGCGAGACGAGCUUUCGUUCUCCAAGUCGCUCUCGCCGAUGGAGAGAAGGACGGUCCACUUGGUUGCUCAGAAGCUCGGCCUGUACCACUACAGCAUGGGAGAAGGCGAUGAGCGAUAUGUCAUUGUGACCAAGAACGAGGUGCAAAACCAGCACAAGACUCUGCGCAGCCAGGCAUCCACCAUCGGACGAUCCAAUCGGGGCGACAUGACGGGUGGGAGCGUGCAAAACGGUCUUUUGGCGCCUGGAAGCAGCCUCACCACGGGUCGUAGCGGCUUGCGGUCCAAGAAGAGCGCCCCCGAUAUGAAGCGCCCCCGGGACCGUGAGGGUGACGGGAGCCUGGCAAGCGCCUUUGUCUUCGGCAGUGGUGCAAACCAGGGUAGUCAGACAGGGUAUAAUAAUGGCUUGCUUGCACCCGGUGGGAAUGCAGGUAUGACUCGAAAGAGCAACGGGAACCUGCGGGAAGGGUACAGCGCGACGAUGGGCAGACGACCUCAGGCUGGCGGGAUCGGAGGAGCGGCAGGGUUGCAGAGCCUCUUUUCGAGCCCAUUUGACGUCCCACCUGUCCCAUCGCUUCCGUCCUCGGCUCUCAACGGCAAUGGCAUCACCUACGGCGACUCAAGCCCUUCGCCAAGCGGCUUGAACAGCAACAACGGAAGUCUUUCUGCUGCUACAAGUCAGCAUGUUCUCCGACAGCCGGCAGGGCCCAAUGCCACCUCGAGAGGUUUCGCUCAGAGAGCAAGGAUCCCUUUGCAUCAAGGCCAGAGCGGCGAGAGCCCUUCACGAGAGCAGCAGCCCACGCCAACGUCUUCUUCUUCGGUGUACGAUUCGCGCAGUAAUGAUGACCAACAACAACAACCACGCUACUAUGAAAACCACGAGCACCUCGCCGAUGCCGACGUGCGAACACACUCGCCCCUUGAGGUGUAAGCGCAAUCGGAAAGCCGGCAAUAUAACACGAUGGACGAAGACUCGAACGCCGACGCCGAUGACAGAAUGAUCUUACUCUUCGCUUGUUCUCCUUUUCUUUCCAUCUCCAACCCAAGCGAAAGCUAUGUAUGCACUGAAGAUCACAGCACACCACCACCAGAUACUCUCAAUAUCCUUUUCUCUCGCUCUCUCUCAUAUCUUAACCUCUCUCUUUUCGGCUCCUAUGGUCCUUUGAAUUGAAUGUGAACUCUUCUUACGAUGUGU